AGAGACUGGGCAAACCAAAGUCUUUCGCACUUCGAGAAGAACUUUUAUCAGGAGCAUCCGGCAGUCACUGCUUUGACCCGAGAGGAAGUAGAUGAUUUUCGUCGAGAGAAGCAGAUCCAGGUGUCCGGAAGAGAUUGCCCCAAACCGUGCCGUACGUUUGAAGAAGGAUCAUUUCCGGAUUACAUCCUCUCUGUUGUCGAACGUGAAUAUGGUCCAAAUGCCAAGCCAACACCUGUCCAGGCACAGGCGUGGCCAGUGGCUCUUUCAGGCCGUGAUUGCAUCAACAUAGCUGAGACAGGGUCAGGAAAGACCCUGGCGUUCCUCCUCCCUGCGAUUGUCCAUAUCAAUGCUCAGCCCUACCUCAAACCGGGAGAUGGUCCUAUCGUGCUCAUCCUUGCUCCUACUCGCGAGCUCGCCCUCCAAAUUCAUGAGGCAAGAAAUCUCUACGGGCACAGCUCCAACAUCAAGCUUUCCUGUGUUUACGGUGGUGCUCCAAAGGGAGCUCAAGCAUCGGAAUUGCGUCGUGGAGUCGAGAUUAUCAUUGCAACUCCUGGACGUCUAAUCGACUUCCUGGAGUCUCGUACAACGAACCUACGAAGAGUCACUUAUCUCCCUCAAAUCAGAAAGAUUGUAGGGCAAAUCAGGCCUGAGAGGCAAACGCUCAUGUUCACUGCAACUUGGCCCAGAGAAGUUGAGAACAUCGCAAGAGACUUUAUGCAGAAUGAAACGGUUCGCACUGUCAUUGGCUCCCAAAGCUUGAAGGCGGUCAAGACCGUGAAACAAUUCGUAGAAGUUUGUGAAGACGUAGAGAAGCCACGCAAACUUCAAAGGAUCAUGGAGCGCAUAGUCGACAAAGAGGGAUCAAAGAUCAUCAUCUUUACCGAGACAAAGCGUAAUGCGGACAGCUUGACGCGAAACAUGCGACAAGACGGUUGGCCGGCACUUGCUAUCCAUGGGGACAAACAACAGGCUGAGCGCGACUGGGUGUUGCAGCAAUUCAAGUCUGGUGCCUGCCAGAUCCUCGUUGCAACUGACGUGGCGGCUCGAGGCCUCGACAUCAAGGACGUGCGUUUCGUGAUCAAUUAUGAUAUGCCCGGAUGCUGUGAAGACUACGUGCAUCGCAUUGGGCGAACAGGGCGCGCCGGAGCUCAGGGAACAGCGUACACCCUGUACACAGCUACGAAUGCAAAGACGACAGGUAGAGAGCUGUUGAAGAUCCUGCAAGAGAACGGACAAGAGAUUCCGCAGGAGUUUGUGAGGUUGGUUCAAACUUUGGGUGGUGGUGGUGGUGGAAACCGUCGAUGGGGCGGCGGAGGCGGGGGAGGAAGAGGUUUCGGCGGCGAUCGUUACUCUGGUGCGAACAGCAUUCCUCUGGGAGGAGCACGACGCUAUUAG
This is a messenger RNA of Guillardia theta CCMP2712, 1395 nucleotides long. RefSeq lists its product as hypothetical. Lineage: Eukaryota; Cryptophyceae; Pyrenomonadales; Geminigeraceae. The annotation marks the transcript as partial. Gene Ontology annotation, molecular function: RNA binding; ATP binding; RNA helicase activity. The record is from RefSeq and is a predicted model, not a curated record. The transcript has 11 exons. Gene Ontology annotation, cellular component: nucleus; ribonucleoprotein complex; cytoplasm.